Molecule: messenger RNA, 5741 nt
Organism: Triplophysa rosa
Lineage: Eukaryota; Metazoa; Chordata; Actinopteri; Cypriniformes; Nemacheilidae
Gene: sall1a
Product: spalt-like transcription factor 1a
Exons: 3
Coding region: 167-4084 (1305 amino acids)
Biological process (GO): regulation of transcription by RNA polymerase II
Cellular component (GO): nucleus
Molecular function (GO): RNA polymerase II cis-regulatory region sequence-specific DNA binding; DNA-binding transcription factor activity, RNA polymerase II-specific
Source: RefSeq, a predicted model, not a curated record
CUGGCAAGGUGCCAAUCGCCUUUCAGAGGACCCCCCUCCAUGAUUAAUCGUGAGGCAUUAUUGAUAAUCAUAACAGGACACAUGCGCGGUGGAUGGGCUCCAUUUCCGUAAUUUUGAGCAGAUUUGAUAGUAUUUUUAUUCGUUCGUGGCUGAUGCGUGAGCCAGCAUGUCGCGGAGGAAACAAGCGAAGCCGCAGCAUUUCCAGUCCGACUCGCAGCUGGUCCUAACCGAGCACAAUGGGGACACAGUGGCCAACUCAGACGACACCCCUUGCAAAGACUCGGGUGCCCAUGUAUGCGGCAGAUGUUGUGCAGAGUUCUUUGAACUAUCGGAUCUUGAACACCACCAGAAGAAUUGCACUAAGAAUCAACUAGUUCUAAUUGUGAAUGAAAAUCCAGUGUCUCCCUCUGGAUCCUUUUCCCCAGGCUCCUCUCCUCAUAAUCCUGAUGAGCAGGUGAAUUACACAACUAAUAACACAGAUCAAGCAGAGUUGGCUGACCUUUUGGAGCAGAAUAUACUUGACAAAGAGGAGGCCAUGGACACAGAGGUGUCAGAAGUCUGUGCUACACAUAAUGAUGGCAAUGGACAUGUGGCGGGUGGAAGCCCACUUGGUGGUGCUGGAAGCAGCCAUGGACCUCUGGGCAGCACUGGGUCCAAUUUGGGAAAUUCUGCCAUUUCUCCCUCACUACCUCAGCUGGGCAACUUAACUGAGCUGGGGAAUUUUUCCAUGAUCAACAGUAAUGUCAUUAUUGAAAACCUACAGAGCACCAAAGUGGCUGUGGCUCAGUUCUCUCAAGAGACAAGAUCAGCGGGAGGACAAAGGGUGGCUGUGCCAGCCCUUAUGGAGCAGCUCUUGGCACUGCAGCAGCAGCAGAUUCAUCAGCUGCAGCUCAUUGAGCAGAUCCGUCACCAGAUUCUUCUGUUAGCUUCCCAAUCACCUGAGCUCCAAGUACCACCUAGUUCUUCGCCAGUCACUUCAGGUUCAGGUGCUAGCCCACUAACCGCUCUUAGUUCCCAUUUGUCUCAACAGUUGGCAGCUGCUGCAGGGUUAGCACAGAGCAUAGCUAGCCAGUCUGCAAGCAUUAGUAGUUUGAAAAAGAUGGCUAAUGCUGCGCAGCUACCUCAGAGCAAUUCUAAUGUGGGAGAGUCAUCUCAAAACCUCGGAGCACCGGGGGCAGCUACAGUUAAUGUCCAGUCUUCUGAGAAGAGGCCGGGCCAUACGGGAAGCUUGCAUCCUCAAUUAGCAAACCCAUCACUUGCAAAACCAUCCACACCAGCCUUUGGGAUGGCUAAUCUUUUGAACCCUGUGGCUAAUACCCUUCUACCUCAGCCCCCACCAGGCAAUCCAAUGUUUUCCAGUGCACUGCCUAGUGUUGGUACUACAGUUGAAGAUCUCAGCUCACUGGCUGCACUGGCUCAAAGAAAAGGCAAGCCACCCAAUGUUGCAUCUUUUGAACCGAAGAGUAGCUCUGAGGAUGCUUUUUUCAAACAUAAAUGUAGGUUUUGUGGCAAGGUGUUUGGUAGUGACAGUGCUCUACAGAUUCACUUACGUUCUCAUACAGGUGAGAGGCCGUACAAGUGCAACAUUUGUGGAAAUCGCUUUUCAACCCGUGGUAACUUGAAGGUCCACUUUCAGCGACAUAAGGAGAAGUUUCCACACAUUCAGAUGAAUCCAUACCCUGUUCCAGAGCAUUUAGACAAUAUUCCAACAAGUACUGGAAUUCCCUAUGGAAUGUCGAUGCCCCCUGAGAAGCCAGUUACUAGCUGGUUGGAUAGCAAGCCUGUACUUUCAACUCUGACCUCUUCUGUUGGCAUGUUACUUCCACCAACAAUACCAAGUCUGCCUCCAUUUAUUAAAAAGGAAGAGAAUAACUCACUGGUUAUAAGCAGCCCUUCUCAUUCUGCUAAAAGUGACUCAGGUCCAGCUGAAGCAGCCACAAAAAACACAGAGAGGGUGUUGGAAGAGGGUGAGAGCACAACCUUGCCUACCUCAAAUGGAAAAACUGAAGAAAACCACCACUCCUCCAGUUUAACAACUAAUGUGAGUGCUGCUGGAGAGGGCACCAUCAAGUACACCACCCCCAACAGCCCUCCAAUGGCCACUAAUCCACUAAUGCCCCUGAUGUCAGAGCAGUUCAAAGCUAAGUUUCCUUUUGGUGGUCUGCUUGAUCCCUUGCAGGGCUCAGAAACAUCCAAACUUCAGCAACUGGUUGAGAACAUUGACAGGAAAGUGACAGACCCCAAUGAGUGUGUUAUCUGCCACCGUGUUCUUAGUUGCCACAGUGCCCUGAAGAUGCACUACCGCACACACACUGGGGAGAGGCCUUUCAAAUGUAAAGUGUGUGGUCGUGCGUUCACCACCAAGGGAAACCUGAAAACUCAUUACAGUGUCCAUCGAGCAAUGCCACCACUGAGGGUCCAGCACUCCUGUCCUAUUUGCCAGAAAAAGUUCACGAAUGCUGUUGUACUGCAGCAGCACAUUCGAAUGCAUAUGGGUGGCCAGAUCCCCAACACCCCUCUUCCUGACAGCUACCCAGAAUCCAUGGGGUCUGAUGCUGGCUCAUUUGAUGAGAGAAAUUUUGAUGAUUUUGACAACUUCUCUGAUGAAAAUAUGGAGGGAAUUGAGGAUGGACCAGACAGCAGCAUCCCACACACACCAAAGUCAGCUGAUGCAUCGCAAGACAGCCUCUGUUCAUCCCCUGCACCAAUUGAGUCAUCAGCCAUGGAGAACCAGGAAACGAGUGCCAACCAAGGAGCAGAAGAAGUGAAUUGUGGACAAGAGAAAUCAGUGGAGAAUGGAUUCAUGGAAGGAGAUAGAUUCACAAAUGACUCCUCUUCAAUUGGAGGCGAUAUUGAAAGCCAAAGUGUCGGAAGUCCAGCUGUCUCUGAAUCUACCUCUUCCAUGCAGGCACCAUCACCCACUAAUGGAAAUCUCCAUCAGCAAAAAUCACCAAGUCUGGAGGAUCGGCAGCAGCGGGCAUUGUCAUUUGAGUAUAUUAGCGCAGGUCUUAUGCAGACUCAUUCUGCCAGUCCUGGAGCUCUGGAUCUUACUUCAAUUAAUCCAUUGAAAGAGCCUCUUAGUAUGCUUUUCCCCUUUCGUGAUCGAGGCACCUUUAAGAAUACAGCAUGCGAUAUCUGCGGAAAGACAUUUGCCUGCCAGAGUGCCUUGGAUAUCCACUACCGAAGCCAUACCAAAGAGAGACCAUUCAUUUGUAACGCAUGCAACCGAGGUUUUUCCACCAAGGGUAACUUGAAGCAACAUAUGCUGACCCACCAGAUGCGAGAUUUGCCCUCUCAGCUCUUUGAGCCCAACAACAGUCUUUCCUCCAGCCCAACUCCAUCGCUUCUUUCUGUUGGACCCUUGUCCUCCUUGAUGAAGACUGAGGUCAAUGGCUUUCUACAUGGUCUUCAACUUGAUGUAAAAGACUUGCCCUCAGGACUGGUGACCUCAUCUGCUUCCACCUCUCCAGUUCUUUCAGCUGCCCCACCAAGGAGGACGCCUAAGCAGCACAACUGCAACACCUGUGGAAAAACCUUUUCCUCCUCCAGUGCCCUGCAGAUCCAUGAGAGAACCCAUACCGGAGAGAAGCCUUUUGCUUGCACCAUCUGUGGACGAGCAUUCACCACCAAAGGAAAUCUCAAGGUUCAUAUGGGUACCCACAUGUGGAACAGCGCUCCUGCUCGCCGUGGUCGCAGGCUUUCAGUAGACGGUCCCAUGGCUUUCCUAGGCACCAACCCUGUAAAGUUCCCAGAGCUCUUCCAAAAGGACCUAACUGGCAGAGCUGGAAAUGGAGAUCCAACCAGCUUCUGGAAUCAGUAUGCUGCUGCAUUCUCGAAUGGCCUGGCUAUGAAGACCAACGAAAUCUCUGUUAUCCAGAAUGGAGGACUGCCCCCUCCACUGUCAGGGAGUGUGGGUAACGGGGGCAGUUCACCCAUCGGAGGUUUGACAGGCAGCAUGGAGAAGCUGCAUAACUCCGAGCCCAAUCCUGCUCUGGCUGGCCUUGAGAAAAUGGCCAACACUGAAAAUGGGACUCCCUUCCGCUUCACUCGCUUCAUGGAGGACAAGGAGAUUGUGACCAACUAGAAAACUGUUUUUGUUGUACUCAUGAACAAACACACACGCUCUUCAACAGGCCACACACGUGUCCCUGUAUGCGCGUAAAUGAAAGAUGAAAGCAAGAAAAAAUGACUAUUUCAACUUUUGCUUGCAAUUAAGACUUUAUGAAGAAAAGUUUGAAAAGAACUCGCUUUGUACAAUGUACAACAUGUUAUAGUUUUACGGAGCUUAUUUAUUAGUGAUUAUAACCUUGCUCGAAAACCAAGUGGAAAUAUUAACAGUUACUUAGUUUUUGUUAUUUUCUGUUUUAUCUGCAUUUUCUGUUUUAUCUGCAGAGUCAUUCUGUACGAGUGUUUUAAAGUGUGCUUUUGAAAAUUAGCUUUCCUUGGUAGAGAACUUCAUCAUGGCAUUAAAUUAUUUUCUAUCUGUAGUAUGUGUUAACAAAACUUGAUGUUCAUGUAAUGAUUUAGAGCUUACAAAGUGUAAUUUAAGGCUGUAAAUACUGUACACUUAUCUGUGCUAGAUGGUUUACAAGCUGUGUAGUAACUUUUAUCUGAGAAAUAUCAACGUUUCAUGAAUCCAGGGACACAGGUUAGUCCUUUUUCUCUCUUAGAAGUUAAAGAUAAAAAGUUAUCAACGUUUCAUGAAUCCAGGGACACAGGUUAGUCCGUUUUCUCUCUUAGAAGUUAAAGAUAAAAAGAAAAUAUUCUUCACCUCAGCUGUUUAUUUUGGCCCUUAGUAUUUUCUCUUCCUACUUGUUGUUUCAUUUUUCUUUUAACUGUGUUCUGCUGUUCACUCUUUAUUUGUGCUUGUAGAAUACAAAGCAUAAAUGAUUGUUACAUGACAGAACACGAAGAGGUCCACAUUCCCGUUAUGAAGUGAGCAGAGAUUUUUGUUGAGAUUUAGAUUUGCUGGGCUUUCAAAUUGCUGCUAAGAACUAGCAUAUUAGUUAACAUCUACUGCACACCGUGUGUUAGCGCACCAUACACAUGUGGAGCAUCAGAUUCUUUUACAAUUGUACAUAGUCUUACUCGAAGUCCAUCUCGGCCGGGGCAAAUGAUGAUAGUGUUUUUAUAAAUAUCUAAAUAUAUAUAUAUGGACUGUUACAUGCACUUUCUUGGAAAGUUGGAAGAUCUUUUAGGGCCCAGUUUCUCUACAGUUUAAUACCUACUAACAGCUAUACUGUAAUUCUUUACUCUAAUAAUCAAAUACAUCAGUUUUCCAAAAGAAAAAGUGUGUCGGUGUUUAUGGUUAUUUUUUGCAUAAAUCUUGUUUCGGGUUUUGUCGAUCAACUUGGCUGUUUGCAAACAGAUUUUUUUUAAGUUUGACACGUCAAAAUACUGUCUUUAGCUCAUGAUUCAAUUCAACGCGUCGAAAAGUCUGUUACAUAUUUAACAUGUGCGUGUCAAAGCGAGUCCGUCAGGAUGUAGAUGCAAUUACAGAGCGCUUCAUUUAAAAAACAUGCAGCUCCGCUGCAAGUCAGAUUUCUGAGUUCAUCAUUCUGGCGGCUGACGGGUUUCAGCAUCUUUAAUUAAAGAAUCGAUCGCUUUAGAAGCCCCUUUCUUUCAGCGUUUGUUUAGAUGGAUUGGUUUGCCAUGUCUGUCUCAUUAAGGAAACUUUUCAUAUAAGAUAAUAGUCUGUGUAUUUUUCGAAUCUUUUUAAUGCAAUAAAAGGUACGGUACUU